Pantherophis guttatus is the source of this 1324-nucleotide messenger RNA. Lineage: Eukaryota; Metazoa; Chordata; Lepidosauria; Squamata; Colubridae. The record is from RefSeq and is a predicted model, not a curated record.
AUGCGGUUCUUUUCGCCCGUCGCCUCCUCGGUGUUGCAGGCAUCUUCGCCGUUCUUCGCUUCUCCAGGUUUUAUGUUUCCGUGUAGCGGGAAAACUCGAGCUUAGAAAGAAAAGAAUACCUGCGCGUAUUUUUCGAUAUAUAUAAAAGGAAAAAGGAAGGAAGGAAGGAAAGAAAGAAAAGAGGAGCCGAAGAGCAGCGGCGGCGGUGCCGAGCCUUGCUCGCCAAGUAUCCAGUGUAUCCCUGCCUCCAUCCCGCUCGGAGGAGUUUCUAAGGCAGUUGCCUCAGCUUCAGAUUAAAGAUCGGAUAUAACUUAAAAGAAGCAGCAUUCUAAUCACUACAUAUUGGACGUGGGUCUCCUUUGACAUCAGAAACUGAAAAUGAGGUUGCCAUGGGAACUGCUCGUACUGCAAUCGUUCAUGUUGUGCCUUGCAGAUGAUAACAUACUGCACGGACCAGUUUUUAUCCAGGAACCAAGCAGCGUGAUUUUUGCACUUGACUCUGAGGAAAAAAAAGUUAAACUGAACUGUGAAGUAAAAGGAAAUCCUAAGCCAACUAUAAGGUGGAAGUUAAAUGGAACCAUUGUUGACAUUGGUAUGGAUUACCGCUACAGUGUGGUUGAAGGCAGCUUGUUGAUCAAUAAUCCCAAUAAAACUCAAGAUGCUGGAACAUACCAGUGCAUAGCAACAAAUUCAUUUGGAACAAUUGUUAGCCGAGAAGCUAAACUUCAAUUUGCUUAUCUUGAAAAUUUCAAAACCAGGACGAGGAGUACAGUUUCAGUUAGACAAGGACAGGGAAUGGUGUUGCUUUGUGGACCUCCACCACAUUCCGGAGAAUUGAUAUAUGCCUGGAUUUUCAAUGAAUAUCCAACUUUUGUGCACCAGGAUAAUCGCCGCUUUGUUUCGCAAGAGACUGGGAAUUUAUACAUAGCUAAAGUAGAGAAAUCGGAUGUGGGCAAUUAUACGUGUGUCGUGACAAACACAGUAACAAAUAGCAGAGUGCGAGGGCCUCCUACGCCUUUAAUCCUGAGAAAUGAUGGAGUGAUGGGUGAAUAUGAGCCAAAAAUCGAAGUGCAAUUCCCAGAAAUGGUUCCAUCUGCCAAAGGAACAACUGUGAGGCUGGAGUGUUUUGCACUGGGAAACCCAGUUCCUGCAAUCAGCUGGAGAAGAACAGACGGAAAGCAAAUCCCCAAAAAAGCUCGGAGACACAAAUCAAGCAGCAUUCUCGAAAUCCCCAACUUUCAGCAGGAAGAUGCUGGCAUGUACGAAUGCGUAGCUGAAAAUGUGAGAGGAAAGAACGUGGCCAGAGGCCAACUAACAUUUUAUG